Molecule: messenger RNA, 6831 nt
Organism: Quercus robur (English oak)
Lineage: Eukaryota; Viridiplantae; Streptophyta; Magnoliopsida; Fagales; Fagaceae
Exons: 17
Coding region: 1-6831 (2276 amino acids)
Molecular function (GO): helicase activity; ATP binding
Source: RefSeq, a predicted model, not a curated record
AUGGAAGGCGAAUGUUCUAAGAAGAAGAAACCAACUUCAAACAGGCUCAGUUUGAUUGAUGUGGUCUUUUCGUGGUGUCUUGAAGAUGUUCUAAACAAGGAUCUCUAUAUGAACAAGGUGGAAAAAAUACCAGAAUCAUUUCAGUCGGUGCAACAGUACUUUGGCUCAUUUAUCUUUGCCCUUUUGGAAGAAACACGUGAGGAACUGUCUUCAAGUUUGGACUUUAUAUCCUCAGCACCUUAUGCUGGUGUAAACUCCCUUCAGGAAUGUGGAGAAUGUGUAUAUGAUGUUAAGGUUGACCAGUGGAUGUACAAGUCUAGUUGUAGUAAGCCAUACAAAAUGUUCCCUGGGGGCAUUUUAGUUUUCACAGAUAGCAAACCUCAAACUAUUUCUGACUUAAAACAAGAGGGAGGAACAUGGACUUUAGCAUUAGUCACUGAAGGGACAUGUACUGAGUUUAAAGUCAAAUCAUCAUGUUGCAUUGAAGCCCAGUCUUUCAUCCAUAAACCACAGUUUGUGGUUUUCUUGAGGAACAUUACAACAAACCGAAAUAUAUGGAAUGCACUGCACACGUUUGGAAAUCUAUCAAUCGUCAAGGAAGUGCUCUACACAAAUAAUGUGGCUGAGGAAAAUUGUUCACUAUGUUCUGGAAAAAAUGAUUUUAUCCAGAAUGAAGAAAUCUACACAACUUUACUGUUUAAGCUAAAUGAUUCGCAAAGGGAGGCAGUUCUUGCUUCUCUUCAUAAAUUUCAGUGUUAUCACAAGUCAUCAGUUGAACUUAUAUGGUGUCCCCCGGGGACAGGGAAGACGAUGACAUUAAGUAUCUUGCUCUCUAUUCUCCAAAGAAUGAGUUGUAGGACCCUUGUAUGUGCACCAACAAAUGUUGCAAUUACAGAAGCAGCAUGUCAUCUGCUAGAACUGGUGAAAGCUUCAUCUGAAGCUGGAUCUAUAAGUGAUGCUUUGUUAUGUUCGUUGGGUAAUAUUCUCUUUAUGGGGAGCGAAGACCUGUUGGAAGUUGCUUCAGACAUUGAAGAGAUACAUUUGAAUUACCGUGUUGAAAGGCUUUUAGAGGUGCUUCGACCAUUGACAGGUUUAAGGCAUUGUUCUUGUUCAAUGAUUGAUUUUCUUGAAGGGUGCGUUUCUCAAUACCAUAUUUUCAUGGAUGGUGAAUUGAUGGAAAACAAAGAGCCCGACAUUGUGAAGAAUUAUAGCAAAGGAGAAUGUAAAACCUUUCUUGAAUUUGUAAUAGAAAGAUUCAGAUCAAUUGCCUUAUUGCUAAGAAGUUCGAUCUCUAUUUUCUGUACUCAUAUAGCCCGCAGCUUCAUAUUGGAUCAUAAUUUUGAAACAAUGGUUUCAAUUAUGAAGUUACUUGAUACUUUUGAAACUUUGUUGUCUCAGAAUAACAUAAAUUGUGAAGAGCUGCUGGUGGAAUUUUCUCAUGCCAAGAAUACUGAGAGUUGUCAUUACUCUUUUAAGAGUAUAUCAACCUUGCUGAACAUGAAAAGGGGUGAAUGCAUUUACAUUCUCAAGGUCCUGCUGACGGCUCUUGAUGCACUUGACCUUCCAAGUGCUAUGGAUCCCAGUUCAGUGAAGAAAUUCUGUUUUCAGACAGCUUCCUUAAUAUUUUGCACUGCCUCUAGUUCUCAUAUGCUGCAUUCACUUAAUAUGAAACCACUGGAAUUGUUGGUCAUUGAUGAAUCCGCACAAGUGAAAGAGUGUGAAUUGAUCAUACCAUUACAACUGCCUGGCCUUAGGCAUGCUAUUCUUUUCGGUGAUCACUGUCAGUUACCUGCAAUGGUUAAUAGCAAUGUUUCUGCCAGAGCUGGCUUUGGGAGAAGUUUAUUUGAACGAUUGAGUCUCAUGGGCCAUUCAAAGCACUUUUUGAAUAUCCAGUACAGGAUGCAUCCACUUAUAAGUUUCUUCCCUAAUUCCAAAUUCUAUGGCAAUAAGAUUGUGGAUGCACCAAAUGUUAAAAGUGGUCUUGCAAAACGCUAUCUUCCGGGUCAAAUAUUUGGCUCAUAUUCUUUCAUAAAUAUUUCUUGUGGGAUAGAAGAACUGGAUGGUAUUCACCAUAGCUGGAAAAAUAUGGUUGAAGUUGCUGUUAUAAUAAAAGUAGUGAAUAAUCUAUAUAAAGAAUGGAAUGGCUCAAAGCAGAAGCUUAGCAUUGGUGUUAUAUCUCCAUACACUGCGCAAGUUAUUGCAGUCCGAGAGAAAAUUGGGAAGAAGUACGAAAACCUUGAUGGAUUUGCAGUGAAAGUGAAGUCAAUUGAAGGGUUCCAAGGUGGAGAAGCAGAUAUCAUAAUCCUAUCUACUGUAAGAUGUAAUAGUGAUGGAUCAAUUAGUUUUGCUUCCAAUCAUGGUAGAAUUAAUGUAGCUUUGACAAGGGCCAGACAUUGUCUUUGGAUUUUGGGAAAUGAAACAACCCUUUUAAAUAGUCAAUCUGUCUGGAAGUCAAUUGUCUGUGAUGCUAAAGAUCGUCAGUGUUUUUAUAAUGCUGAUGAAGAUGAGAACUUGGCCAAAUUCAUGUUGGAGGUCAAGAAGGAGCUGAAUGAAUAUGAUGACUUGCUUAAUUUUGAUAGUGUACUUUUUGAAAGUGCUCGGUGGAAGGUUCUCUUUAGUGAUUACUUCAGGAAGUCAUUUAAAAAGCUGAGAUCAAUUGAAAUGAAAAAGUUGGUUAUUAAUUUAUUACUGAGGCUUUCUAGUGGCUGGAGACCAAAGAAUAAGAAAUGUAACUUAAUUCAUGACAACACGUCAGGGAUGUUGAAGCAAUUCAAGGUGUUGAAGGUCUGGGACAUUCUGCCUUUGGAGGAUAUUCCAAAAUUGGCUAUACGUCUUGAUGCUUUAUUUGGAAAGUAUACAAAUGAUUAUCUUAAUCGUUGUAAGGCGAAAUGUUUUGAUGGGGAUUUGGAAGUUCCCAUGAGUUGGGUAACUUCCCUCGACUUUGUCCGUUACAAGAAUAGUAGCUACACUGGAGAUAUGGCUGAUUCAGAUGAUGUUUAUUUUGGUAGAAGAACAUUUGUUGAGAACUCCAUGGUGAGUGACAGUUUGACACUGAUGAAAUUCUACUCAUUGUCCUCCGGUGUAGUGAGCCACUUGCUCUCUCGCUGUGAUGGUAAGGAAUUGGACUUUCCAUUUGAGUUGUCGGACCAGGAAACAGACGUAAUCCUUUUCGAUAGAAGUUGUUUCAUUCUUGGAAGGUUUGCCUGUGUUGGGGAUGAUUCAGAGGGAAGCACAUCUACUGGUUUAGAUGAAAUUGAUGAGAUGUUACAAUUUACAGAUAUACCAGAUUCUUUUAUUGAUCUUCCAUCAAAAUUGUAUCCCCUUGUAUUAACUUUCCAUAAGUUCUUGAUGAUGCUUGAUGGAACAGUAGGCAAUUCGUUCUUUGGAAGAUUCCCUGAGGCAAUUGGACAUUCUCGUGGCACAAAAAGAGCUUCAAAAUCAGUGGCCUUGAAAACUUUUAUUAGAACAAAGGAGGUUAAUUACGAGAGAUUCAGGUCAUCUUACUGGCCCCAAUUUAAUAAUGAACAAACCAAGAAAUUUGAUUCUUCUACUGUUUUCACUGAGAUAAUGUCUCACAUAAAGGGUGGGCUGCCAGCAGGAGAGAGCUGUGAUGAUAAACUUGGUCUAGAGGAUUACCUUUCGUUGGCUGAGCGCCGGGUAUCCACUUUAAGCAGGAAAAAGAUGGAGAGGGGUGAAUUUGACUUAGCUGAUUUGGUGAUUGAUAUUCAUAACCGACUUAAAGUUAAUAGAUAUGAUGGUGACAAUAUGGAUUUUGUGUAUAUUGAUGAGGUGCAGGAUCUUAGCAUGAGGCAAGUUGCUCUUUUCAAAUAUUUAUGUAAAAAUGUUGCUGAAGGAUUUGUCUUUUCAGGUGAUACAGCACAAACUAUUGCAAGGGGCAUUGAUUUUCGGUUUCAGGAUAUAAAAUUCCUAUUCUAUAAGGAGUUUCUACUGGGCUCUGGAAAUGAUGGUGCUUAUGGGAAAAAAGAGAAAGGAAAAAUUGCAGAUGUUUUUCAGUUGAGCCAGAACUUUCGAACCCAUGCUGGCAUUUUGAACUUAGCUCAGAGUGUUAUUAACCUUCUUUACCAUUUCUUUCCAUUAUCUAUUGAUACAUUAAGGCCUGAGACAAGUCUGAUAGAUGGUCAAGUUCCAGUAUUGCUUGAAUCUGUGAAUGGUGAGAAUGCUUUUAUAUCUAUAUUCAAAAAUUGUGGAAAUGAUGGGGGGAAAAUUAUUGGUUUUGGGGCUGAUCAGGUUAUAUUAGUAAGAGAUGACAUUGCCAGAAACAAAAUUGUGGACUAUGUUGGAAAGCAGGCUCUUAUUCUGACAAUAAUGGAGAGCAAGGGCCUUGAGUUUCAGUAUCAGCAAUACCUGAAAUGGCAGUCUUCAGUAAUUAAGCUAAUAUUGGGCAUCACACGAGAUGUGUUUUUGUAUAACUUUUUCGGCUCAUCACCUUCAAAAAAUCAAUGGAGAGUAAUAUACAAGUAUAUGAUAGAAAAUGAUCUCCUCGACUCAACUUCUACGACAUCAUUUCCAAGUUUUAUCUGGGGCAAACAUAAUAUGCUUUGCUCUGAACUGAAGCAUUUGUAUGUAGCUAUUACUCGUACAAGGCAGAAGUUGUGGAUUUUUGAGAAUGUCGAAGAACUCUCUGAACCCAUGUUUGUUUACUGGAAAAAAUUGGGGUUUGUUCAAGUCCGAGAAUUCAAUGAGUCACUUGCACAAGAGAUGCAAGUUGCAAGCAGCCAAGAGGAAUGGAAGUCUCGUGGCAUCAAGUUCUUUUAUCAGAAUAACUAUGAGAUGGCAAGAAUGUGCUUUGAAAGAGCUGGAGAGAUAUAUUGGGAAAAAUGGGCCAUGGCUGCUGGCCUACGAGCAGCUGCUAACCAUAUGAGUUGCUCAAAUUCCCAAUUGAAGCAUAUAAAUCUAAUGAAAGCUGCUGAAACAUUUGAUUCCAUUGGAAAGUCUGAGUUAUCUGCCCAGUGUUAUUAUGAGGCCAAUGAGUAUGAAAGAGCAGGAACAAUUUAUCUGGAUAAGUUUGGGAAUUCUAAGUUGGAAGAUGCAGCAGAAUGUUUUACAAGGGCAGGUUGUUAUAAGACUGCUGCUCAAUUAUAUGCUAAGUGCAACUUAUUCACAGAGUGCAUGUCUGUCUGCAGUGGUGGAAAAUUAUUUGAUAUGGGUUUCCAGUUUUUACAAUACUGGAAAGAUAAUGCUCUUUCAAAUAAUGGUUUGUUAAAUAGUAAUUCUGACAUAGAAGAAACUUCACAGAUGUUUCUAGAGAGUGCUGCACGUUAUUACCAUGAGAUUAAAUAUAGCAAAAAAAUGAUGAUGUUUGUCAAAGCUUUUCAUUCUAAGAAUUCGAUGCGUGCUUUCUUAAUGUCUUUGGGUUCCCUUGAUGAGCUUCUCUCAUUGGAAAAAGAAUGGGGCAACUUUCAGGAGGCUGCAAAAAUAGCAAGAAUGCAAGGGGAUCUGCUGCUUGAGGCUGAUCUGCUAGAGAACACUGGGAAUUAUGAAGAUGCAUCUCUGUCCAUCCUGUUAUAUGUUUUUGCCAACUCUCUUUGGGCACCUAGGAGUCAAGGCUGGCCCUUGAAGCAAUUUCCAAGAAAAGAGAAGCUUUUGACUAAAGCAAAAGAAUUUGCAAAGAAUGGUUCAGACAACUUUUUUGAGUUUGUUUGCACAGAGGCAAAUAUUUUAUCUGACCAAGAGUGUAGCUUGCCUGAGUUAAUGCAAAAUUUCAGGAGUUCCCAGAGACAUAACAGUAAUAAGAUUUGGAAUAUAUUUGAGUUUCUUGGGUGUCCUGGAAAUGGGGAUGUUUCUGGGGAGUUCUGUCUGAGUUACUUGGCUGUGAACAAACAGUUUAUAGAUACAAAGGUUGUCUACCUUCUACUGAAACCUGAUGCAUAUUGGUUGAGAGAAAUCGAUGACCAAUAUUUCAUGAAGAAGGGGAAAUUGGUUAGCAUUGGUGCUCUCAGAUUUGCACAGGCUGCUCGAAGAUAUUGGUGUUCAGAAAUAUUUUCUGUUGGUGUGGGGAUGUUAGAAAAGCUGAAAGCCCUUUACGAGUUUGCAACCCAGAAUGCAUUGCCCCUAUACAGCCAAACCUUUCCUGUUGUUCAUAUGUUUGUGCUUUCAAAAUCUCUGAUGGAAACCAGUAUAGAUCCCUUGGAUUGGCGAAAAUUGUUGACUGAGAAUAUGAUUUUUCUCAGGGCGAUGGAGCAGUAUAAGAGUGUACUCCAAGAAGUUAUCAUUAAUACCAUUAAUUCAACUAGUAAGCUAACAACACAUGCACAGGUUGGAAAAGUCACUAUAGGAACUUUUGGUUCCGGAAAACUAUCCAGUCAACUAUAUAAGCAGAUCACAGAAGUGUUUGACAGAAAUUCACCCUGGAGAGAAUUCUUUCUUACAUUAGGAGAGAAUGCAGCUCAAAGAGAAGUCUAUCUGGUUCACAAGUUCCAUAAAGCUUUAGAAGAUACUUAUAAUGCUCGCUGGGCAAAUGUUAAUAAUUACAUCUCCCCUGGAUGUUUCUUGUAUCUUGUUGAGCUCCUUCUAAUCUGGGUAUGUAGUUUGAGGGAAACCUUUUUCACUUCAAAAUCUUCUUUUGUUGAAUGGCUUAUACACCGGGAAUGGAAAGCCAUCCGAAAUACCAAUUCUCUAGCUGCCAAAGUCGAUGAAUCAUCUUUAGUUGUUAUCCUUGAGUUUGUGUCCUGCAUAAUUGAGCAGCUUCUGUAUCACGAGCAGGAUACCAUUAAUUGGUUUGGAAAAGCUAAUAUUAUUUUGGACCCGGAUAGCUAUUUGCUAUUAGUGUUGAGAUUGUUUGUUGUUACAUGUGUGCUUUGUCUGUGUUAA